Molecule: messenger RNA, 654 nt
Organism: Nakaseomyces glabratus
Lineage: Eukaryota; Fungi; Ascomycota; Saccharomycetes; Saccharomycetales; Saccharomycetaceae
Product: putative haloacid dehalogenase-like hydrolase
Source: RefSeq, a predicted model, not a curated record
AUGGUGACAACUAAAUUGAGAACGUUUUCGAAACUGCCGAAGGUGGCAGCUGUCAUAUUUGACAUGGAUGGUACACUAUGUCUUCCACAGCCGUGGAUGUUUCCAGCUAUGAGAGAGGCCAUUGGUCUAAAAGAUGCAUCCCAGGAUAUCUUGGACUUCAUUUCGAUGAUGGAUGAUCCCGUACAGCAAAAGAUAGCAGAGGAAGGUUUGGCCAAAGUGGAGGAGAAGGCUAUGCUUGAGAUGAUUCCCCAACCGGGUCUUGUUGAGACUAUGAAAUAUCUAACACAGCAAGGUAUUGCAAAAAAUAUAUGUACCAGAAAUGUUGGUACACCAGUACAUUAUUUUAUAGAUAAAUUCAUCCCAAAGGACUAUGCCAAGUUUGACCAUAUCAUAAUGAGGGAUUUUAGGCCCACUAAACCGUACCCUGAUCCAUUGCUACACAUCGCCAAACAGAUAGACUCCAACCCACAACACAUAAUAAUGGUUGGCGAUUCUUAUGACGAUAUGAAAAGUGGUAGACUAGCUGGAUGCCUUACCGUGCUACUGAAAAACAAGAUAAAUGCAAAGCUAGUGGAAGAGCAAUCAAGUUUGAUAGAUGUUACAAUAAGUGAAUUAAACGAAUUAAUUGAAAUCAUAGAAGAGAUAAAUAACUAG